Perkinsus marinus ATCC 50983 is the source of this 569-nucleotide messenger RNA. RefSeq lists its product as hypothetical. Bases 1 to 420 code for a protein of 139 amino acids. The record is from RefSeq and is a predicted model, not a curated record. The transcript is spliced from 3 exons. Lineage: Eukaryota; Perkinsozoa; Perkinsida; Perkinsidae.
AUGGUUGAACACUUGUUGCAACGCCGUCAUCUUGUGCAACCCGUGUUGCUACCUGCUCCUCGAGCCGGCCGCCCCAGAAAAAGUGUUUCUUUGGGAACUCUAGAGCGCCAUCCUACUGAUGUCGACGCGCAGCGUGAGAUGGACAACACGACUCCGUUGCUGAUCGAGGAUGCGUUGCCGGCCGUGACGGAAACAUCCGAUGCAUGCCCGAAAUCUCCCAUCUCGCAUGAAGUAUACUCUCAUCAGGAUACAUCCACUGUCGAGCCGGUUACCACGACCCUACAACCGAUCAAGAGGAAGGCUAAUACUAAGGAAGGCCCGAGACGCUCUCCCAGCGAGACCAUACUCGAACCUUCCGUGCAGAGACCCAAGCGUGCAAAAAGAGCGCCUGCUCGCUUCAAGGAUUUCGUGAAGUUAUAAGCUGGAUGCUGAUCAGCUCAAUUUACCAAUUACGACAUGGAAAGAAGGCCUGAGCAAACUUACUGCUUAUUGCGAUAUGUGUUCGCCUAGGCAACCAGGUCGUGAUGAAUUGCAAAAUGUCAACUGUCUAAUCGACAGUAUCUAUCAGA